Molecule: messenger RNA, 493 nt
Organism: Musca vetustissima
Lineage: Eukaryota; Metazoa; Arthropoda; Insecta; Diptera; Muscidae
Product: antichymotrypsin-2-like
Exons: 1
Molecular function (GO): serine-type endopeptidase inhibitor activity
Source: RefSeq, a predicted model, not a curated record
AUGCGUUCCCAUUCGAAAUCCUCAAAUGUAUCAGAUAAUUUUGUAAAUGUCAACGCAAUAAAACAGGACAUUAGGAAAUCAGAAUUUCUCAACAGUUUGGAUGUAUUUGGUGAUAAACUUUUCCAAGAAUUGGUAGCGGAAAAUCCUGGAAAAAGCAUAUUCUUUUCACCAUUCUCCAUACAAACAUGUCUCACAAUGACCCGCAUGGGAACUGUGGGUCAAAUAUCUCAGGAAAUGGAUACCUGCUUAAAUAUCACAGGCAAGUCGCUGGAUAGUGUUGCCCAUAAAUAUCACGAACUCUUGCAAAAAUACGAAAACAAUUCCUUGCUGAAGGUAGCCAACAAAAUUUAUGUCAUGGAAAAUCAUAACGUAAAAGAGGACUACAAUAAAACAUUGGUCCAGAGUUUCUUCGCCACCGUGGAAAAUAUAGAUUUUUCCAAAAGUGAUGAUGCAGCCUCUGCCAUAAACAAAUGGGUGGAGCAUAGCACCGAUG